Molecule: messenger RNA, 603 nt
Organism: Tribolium madens (black flour beetle)
Lineage: Eukaryota; Metazoa; Arthropoda; Insecta; Coleoptera; Tenebrionidae
Product: U6 snRNA-associated Sm-like protein LSm4
Exons: 5
Coding region: 123-524 (133 amino acids)
Biological process (GO): nuclear-transcribed mRNA catabolic process; spliceosomal snRNP assembly; mRNA splicing, via spliceosome
Cellular component (GO): U6 snRNP; spliceosomal tri-snRNP complex; P-body
Molecular function (GO): U6 snRNA binding
Source: RefSeq, a predicted model, not a curated record
UAUCUAUACAACUUAAGGUGGUCUGCUGUAUUUUUCGGAUCAAUAAACUACUAUUGUAAUUUUCAUCUACAAGUGAGGUUAGGCUUUUAAAUUUGCGCUUAUAGGACGUAUUUUACAUAAAAAUGCUGCCUUUAUCGUUACUUCGGACGGCACAAAACCAUCCCAUGCUUGUAGAAUUGAAGAAUGGAGAAACUUACAACGGUCAUUUAGUCAGUUGCGAUAAUUGGAUGAAUAUUAAUUUGCGUGAAGUCAUUUGCACUUCUAGAGAUGGCGACAAGUUUUGGCGAAUGCCUGAAUGUUACAUAAGAGGCAGCACAAUAAAAUAUUUACGUAUCCCAGAUGAAGUAAUAGAUAUGGUCAAAGAGGAAGCUGUGGUGAAGAAUAGAGGUAGAGACAUGAAAAGUGGUCGAGGGGGGCAAAACCAGAGAAAUAGACCGGCUGCUAGAGGUAAUUUUGGAGGCCGUGCAGGCAAGCCAGGUCAAGGCGGACGAAACCCCCCGUUCCAGAAACAGAAACCGAAAUAAAACAAUCAUUUUCAUGCAUGUCAUUUUUUUAUUUAUAAGAAGCUUAACAUAGGUAUAAAUAAAAACUUUGCGAAAUAAA